GUUCAGAGGAACAUUUGGGUCCUUCCAGCACAGCUGGAUUGGAAACCCUGUGCCUUUGGGGAUCCGUGCGUGUCUCAUCUUUCCCCUCCUCUCCUGGUUGCCCUGUACCCGCACACGGUGCCCCUCGGGGAGGCGUUUGGGGUUCCUGGGCAGCUCAGGGGCUUUAACCCUAUUUCUUGCCGCAGGUGCUCCAGUGGGUUCGACCGACACCGCGAGGAGUGGCUGUCCUACGGCUGUGGCCAGCAGUCCGACGAGAAGAGCUGCGAGGAUUUGGCAGAGGACGACCACUACUCGGCCCCCCCCAGCAGCUCGCUCUCACCGCCGGGGGAGGACGUGGCCACCUCCACCUCCUCGCUCUUCGUUGAUGGCCUCACGACGGAAGAUGACACCAAGCUCAACCAGUACGCAGGGAGCGAAGGGGUGGGAAGCAGCCUCCCAGCCAAGGCUGCAGGCGCCCCGGUUCACACCGGUACGAUCGUGGGCAUCAUCCUGGCCGUGUUGCUGAUCGCAGCCAUCAUCCUGGCUGGGAUUUACAUCAACAGCCACCCCACCUCCAACGCCGCCCUGUUCUUCAUCGAGCGGAGGCCUCACCGCUGGCCGGCCAUGAAGUUCCGCACCCAGGGCCGCCACACGACGUACGCUGAGGUGGAGGCGGCCGGCCACGAGAAGGAGGGCUUCGUGGAGGCAGAGCAGUGCUGAGCGCUGCCUCCCCCCACCCCCACGGCCUCACACCGCCCCGUCCCACGCCUUUGGGGUCCUCCAUUACCGCAAAGCCUGGAAAAGGAAGAGCGAAGUAGAGGGAAGCCACCGAGUGGAGCACGAGAGGAAGGAGCCGGGGCCAUGCAGGGAUGGGAGCUGCUGGGAUUCCUCACGGGAUGGCGGAGCCUGAAGUGGUGUCAGGAUUUUGGGAUCUGCCUGGCUCUACGGCCUUUCACGUGUCGGUAGAAAAGAGCGCGGCCCAAUUUUUAGCUUGGCUCGGGUUUUUGUCUCCUGGUUGGGUUUUUUGCCCCUCUGUGUGGGGCUGAGCUCUCUGCUCCUCCGCCGGGACUCUGGAUGUGGGCCACAUCUCAGCAAAGCCCCCAAUUUUUCCCCUUUUUGCUGCUCCCCGGCUCUGCCAGCACACAGGGAGGUGAGGCUGGGACAGGCCUGGUGGCGGCUGUAGGCCUGUGAGGCUGGCUCGCCAGGGCUCACCCCUGUCCCAUCCCCUCUCCCCCAGCUCCCUUUCUCCUUUGCCUUCUUUUAAUUUUUAAAUUUUAAAGUUUAAAAUUUUAAAGUUUAAUUUCAAUUUUGGCUUCAGGGCUGAGAAGCCCCCUGGUCUCCUCUUCAGCCCGCACCUCCCUGGCUUCCAUUCCCUGCCCUCCUCUCCCGUCCCAGUAACUGCUGCUUCUUCCCCCUGUUCCAGGAUUAAGGGAAACCCAAUGUAUUUUAAGGGCAAAAACCCCGCUGAGGAUUCACCGUCAGGAUGUUUGUGAGCCACAGGCUCUGAUGCACUUUCUCGCAUCCAAUUAGUUUCCUCAAUUACUCACCACAACCUCUACCCUAAAGGACGCAGAGGGUGAAAAAAAAUACCUUAGAUUCCUUCAAGACACAUCUUUGCCUCACAGCUGCUAGGCCAGCAGGCGUGGAGUAGGUUUUAAAGGCAGAGGAUGGGGACAGAGCCCGAGCAAAAGCCCCGUUCCCCCAUGGGCUACAGCCCGAGGGAAACCCUCCUUCAUGGGAGCAUCCCCUAAAGAAAACACAACGGCCUUACAUGCCCUGAUCCACUGAAAAUCUGGAAAAUGCCUCGUUAACAUCAUAGUAUUCAGAGCCUCGAGUCAGUGGAUUUUUUAUUUUUUAUUUUUUAUUGCGUCUGUGAUAGGCCCUGGUCUGCAUUGGUAGCGAUACUGUGAGUCCAGAAUCUGACCCUACCUAAGGGCUUCAGCACCAGACCUCUCAGGGUUGUUCUGCUCCUUCUGUGCAAUCAAAUCCAAAACCAGUCUGCAGAAAUGCUUAUCCUACUUCCACAGCCCCCAGCCAGAGCAGGACUGGUCCCUAAGCUGAGGACAGAUGGUAUGAAAAAAGGCAGAGUCCAAAGUCCAGUGUCAGGUAAAGUUUUGUUUUUUUUUUUUUUUUUUUCACCCAUCAAAAACAGGUGUUGGUUGUAUGGGCUUUUUUUUUUUUUUUUUUUUUUUUCUUCCCUCUUGAUCCUCAGUUAUUUAUUCUGAUAUCAUCUUUGGUGCAUAUUUUAUCCACUGGCUGGUUCAGCUGUCACUGGUGGUGAUUACUGCCAAAGGCAGGGUCUGUCUAAUUAAUGUCUUCCUUCUCAUCUGCUGAAUUUAUAUAGCCAUUAAAGAUAAAUAUGGAUGCUUUGUGGCAUUUAGACCCCAGAUUAUACUUUCUCAUAUGUAGCCACUAGGGAGGCUUUUGCUGCAUCUUAUUAUGGCGUAAAGGCACCGAAACGCUCUGACAGGGUAAGUCAGACCGAGCUGUGCCAAGCUGUUAUGACCCAGACAGUCUCUCCUUAGAUGUAUUUUGAAGAUAAACCUUAUCCCCAAAUAAAGCUUUCAACUGGAAAGUA
Molecule: messenger RNA, 2557 nt
Organism: Anas platyrhynchos (mallard)
Lineage: Eukaryota; Metazoa; Chordata; Aves; Anseriformes; Anatidae
Source: RefSeq, a predicted model, not a curated record